GAGGAAUUUCAGGCUUUCUAGUAAUUUCAUGGAUUUCAGGCGUUUGAGGCAUUUCAGGCAUUUCAGAUGUUUGAGGCAUUUCAGACGUUUGAGGCAUUUCAGGAGUAUGAGGCAUUUCAGAUGUUUCAGGCAUUUCAGACGUUUGAGGCAUUUCAGGUGUAUGAGGCAUUUCAGGAGUAUGAGGCAUUUCAGACGUUUGAGGCAUUUCAGACGUUUGAGGCAUUUCAGGAGUAUGAGGCAUUUCAGACGUUUGAGGCAUUUCAGGAGUAUGAGGCAUUUCAGACGUUUGAGGCAUUUCAGGAGUAUGAGGCAUUUCAGACGUUUGAGGCAUUUCAGGAGUAUGAGGCAUUUCAGACGUUUGAGGCAUUUCAGGAGUAUGAGGCAUUUCAGACGUUUGAGGCAUUUCAGGAGUAUGAGGCAUUUCAGACGUUUGAGGCAUUUCAGGAGUAUGAGGCAUUUCAGAUGUUUGAGGCAUUUCAGACGUUUGAGGCAUUUCAGGAGUAUGAGGCAUUUCAGAUGUUUGAGGCAUUUCAGACAUUUGAGGUGUUCCAGGCUUUUCAGGUAUUUCAGGUGUUUGAUGCAUAUCAGGCAUUUCAGGUGUUUGUGGCAUUUCAGAUGUUUGAGGAAUUUCAGACGUUUGAGGAAUUUCCGAAGUAUGAGGCAUUUCAGACGUUUGAGGCAUUUCUGGUGUUUGAUGCAUAUCAGGUAUUUGUGGCAUUUCAGAAGUCUGAGGCAUUUCAGACAUUUGAGGCAUUUCAGGAGUAUGAGGCAUUUCAGACGUUUGAGGCAUUUCAGGAGUAUGAGGCAUUUCAGACGUUUGAGGCAUUUCAGAUGUUUGAGGCAUUUCAGGUGUUUGAGGCAUUUCAGACGUUUGAGGCAUUUCAGGAGUAUGAGGCAUUUCAGACAGUUGAGGCAUUUCAGGUGUAUGGGGCAUUUCAACAAUUUGAGGCAUUUCAGGAGUAUGAGGCAUUUCAGACGUUUGGGGCAUUUCAGGUGUUUGGGGCAUGUCAGGAGUAUGAGGCAUUUCAGACGUUUGAGGCAUUUCAGGAGUAUGAGGCAUUUCAGAUGUUUGAGACAUUUCAGAUGUUUGAGGCAUUUCAGACGUUUGAGGCAUUUCAGGAGUAUGAGGCAUUUCAGACGUUUGAGGCAUUUCAGGAGUAUGAGGCAUUUUAGACGUUUGAGGCAUUUCAGACAUUUGAGGCAUUUCAGGAGUAUGAGGCAUUUCAGACAUUUCACGCAUUUCAGGA
Sinocyclocheilus anshuiensis is the source of this 1247-nucleotide messenger RNA. RefSeq lists its product as uncharacterized. The transcript is spliced from 6 exons. The coding region runs from base 67 to 1173 and encodes 368 amino acids. The record is from RefSeq and is a predicted model, not a curated record. NCBI's taxonomy places the organism in Eukaryota, Metazoa, Chordata, Actinopteri, Cypriniformes, Cyprinidae.